AUGAAGAUCGCCUAUUUAUGGCUUGCCAUCUUGAUCGAUACACUAUCUAUUAGAAAUAUAAAUAAUGUUAAGCCGAAUUCAUAUAUCAAACAAAUCAAGAAAUCAUAUCAAUAUAAAUCAAAUGUAGAACUGUAUUAUGGUUAUUUCCAAUGUAAACCAGUCGAAGCUUAUCAUUCCCAAUCAAUCAGUGAUCUAUGUGAUCAAUCAAAUAACAAAAAAAUAUAUGAUAAUGUAAAUCAUUUAUACAUUCAUCAGGCAAGAACUGAUUUCAUUUACAAUGAAUGCUUUGUAAAGAAUUUGGUAUCGAUCACCAUUACUGCAAAUUUUUGCGAGAUAAACAUGAGUUCUCUACCAACGACACUGCGUUCAAUUACAAUUAAUGGAAAUGUUACAUUAGUAAUCGAUGUAGAGCUACCUAAUCUAGAGGUACUACAUCAUCAGCUCAUAGAAUUAGACGAUACCAAUAUUUCAUUGUUACCAGCUACACUUCAUUCCAUUUCCAUAGAGUCAAGGCAUCUUAAGUACUUUAACUACUCUAAAGUAACAACAUUGAAAUCAACAAUCAAAUCGAUGAUUCUCAAUCAGUCUUAUGGAUCAAAGCUCCAACCAAGCGACUUUCCACCGACAUUGACCAAUUUAACUGUAACAACUAUUUACCCGUUGAGUAGAAUUGGCUUCCCAACAAGCUUAAAAUCACUUAGCAUCAUCGAGGUUCCAUUGCAUUCCGAGAAUGAUCAAAGCUUUGAUAAUGUGGCAGUGCUACCACCAAACCUGGAGGUAUUGGAUCUCACCUAUCUAAUUUUUGGAAAUCCAGGAGCUCUUCCACAGGGUCUAAAGAAACUCUAUACAGGAGGAGUUUUCAAUUUGAAAGUUGAAUCACUCCCAGACUCAUUAGAGUUUAUGAGCCUCAGCGAUGGUUCAAUACUCCCAUUUGGUUCAAUACCACCCUCAGUCAAACAUAUUUCAAUGUCAAAGGAUUACUAUAAACUUGAUCAACUUAAAAGUAUACCAACAACAGUCAGUGGAAUCACAGUCGGCAACCUCCAACUGAGAAGAAUAGAUAAUAAUCAAAAUUAUUUAAUAGUUGACAGUAAUGAUAGUUCGAGAAUAUCAAUACAAAAUAUUUUAGAAAUACCAACCUUUAUAGAAAAACAAUUUAAAGUUGAAAUAGCAAACGACCCACCUUCACCUUAA
Heterostelium album PN500 is the source of this 1194-nucleotide messenger RNA. RefSeq lists its product as uncharacterized. The transcript has 4 exons. Bases 1 to 1194 code for a protein of 397 amino acids. Lineage: Eukaryota; Evosea; Eumycetozoa; Acytosteliales; Acytosteliaceae. The record is from RefSeq and is a predicted model, not a curated record.